AUGCGCACAGAACUGGAAGGGGAAGACCGGUCUGCCGACAGAAAAAAGGAGCCGCCUGUCGCACAGAACACUCAUAAUACCCCAUCUAUGGCGUCAGAGCUAUCGGGCGCUAAACAAGAGCCCGAGAUUCUUUCAGCAGACGCUGGAGAAAAACUGGCCAAUGCUAUCGCCAACGCUACUGAAGAACAUCCGGAAAAGUGGAUUAAAGGCGUUCCCCUGCUCAUGGUAACCUCGGGGAUUACUCUGGUCAUAUUCCUGAUGUUACUGGACAUGUCAAUCCUGUCUACAGCCGUACCGCAGAUUACGAAUCAAUUCCACUCUCUCGAGGACAUAGCCUGGUACGGCAGUGCUUACACGUUGGCGAGCUCGGCCCUUCAACCUCUUACAGGGAAGUUUUACACCUAUUUCACCUCCAAGUGGGUAUUUCUGGGCUUCUUCGCAGUCUUCGAGCUAGGCUCCUUGAUAUGCGGCGUCGCUACCUCGUCGAAAAUGCUCAUUGUCGGCCGGGCUAUUGCCGGAAUGGGAUCUUCGGGAAUGUCCAACGGCGCUCUGACGAUUGUUGCUGGGGCUGUCCCGAUGCAUAGAAGGCCAUUUAUUGUUGGCAUCAUGAUGGGACUGUCACAGAUUGGACUGAUUUUAGGCCCUCUGGUCGGUGGUGCGUUGACCACGUAUACGACAUGGCGCUGGUGCUUCUACAUCAAUUUACCCAUUGGAGCUCUAGUUGCUGCCCUCUUGGUCUUCACCCGCAUUCCCGAGCAACGAGAAAAGGGUCGAGCGAUUGAAGUUCUGCCGACCUUUUUCAAGACGUUCGAUAUCCUGGGGUUUGUGCUAUUUGCUCCCGCUGCAAUCCAACUCCUGCUGGCCCUUCAGUACGGAGGUAGUCAAUAUGCAUGGGACAGCGCCACAGUCAUCGGCCUGUUCUGCGGUGCAGGCGCAAUGUUCAUCAUCUUUUUGGGAUGGGAGCACCAUAUGGGGAAGGAUGCCAUGAUUCCAUUACACAUGGUUCGCAACCGGAUUUUCUCCUGCAGCUGUGUGGCUAUCAUGGCUUUGUUCGGAAUGACAAUCACUGUGUCGUACUAUCUGCCGAUAUACUUUCAGGCAGUGAGAGACAAGACGGCGCUGGUUAGCGGUGUUGAUUUGUUGCCGAGUGUGCUGUGCCAGAUUGUCAUGGCUGUGGUCUCGGGGGCUCUCAUUGGAAGAAUAGGCUACUAUCUACCAUUUGCGGUUCUCGCCGGAAUACUCAACGCUGUCGGGUGUGGUCUUCUGUCGACCUUAUCACCCACCACUCCUACACGCGAAUGGGCUGGCUAUCAAGCUCUGACAGGAUUUGGUCGAGGAGCAGGAAUGCAGACCCCCAUGAUAGCCGUUCAGAACUCCGUCCUGCCUGAUGAGAUGUCAACUGCCAUGGCCAUCCUAACCUUCAGCCAGACCAUUGGCGCUGCCAUCUUCCUGGCGGUCGCAGAAGUCCUCUUCUCUCACGGUUUGAGAAGUACCAUUCCGCAGUACGCCCCUAACGUUGACACCGAGACGGUGAUUGCAGCUGGUGCGACUGGUUUCCGAAGCAUUGUGUCUGAGGAGAGCCUCCCCGGAGUUCUGCUCGCUUAUUCAAAGAGCAUUGGGCAUAUUUUCUACCUGGUUGCUGCGCUGAGUGUGCUGCAGUUCUUCUUUGCAUGGGGAAUGGGCUGGAAGAACGUUGGCAAGCCUAAAGAGAACAAGCUGAAAAGGGAAGAGGAAGGGAAGAUGAAUGAUUGA
This is a messenger RNA of Aspergillus udagawae, 1752 nucleotides long. RefSeq names its product MDR family MFS transporter. Bases 1 to 1752 code for a protein of 583 amino acids. The transcript has 9 exons. Gene Ontology annotation, molecular function: transmembrane transporter activity. NCBI's taxonomy places the organism in Eukaryota, Fungi, Ascomycota, Eurotiomycetes, Eurotiales, Aspergillaceae. The record is from RefSeq and is a predicted model, not a curated record. Gene Ontology annotation, biological process: transmembrane transport.